Molecule: messenger RNA, 960 nt
Organism: Ascoidea rubescens DSM 1968
Lineage: Eukaryota; Fungi; Ascomycota; Saccharomycetes; Ascoideales; Ascoideaceae
Gene: NIT2
Product: putative hydrolase
Exons: 2
Coding region: 1-960 (319 amino acids)
Molecular function (GO): hydrolase activity, acting on carbon-nitrogen (but not peptide) bonds, in linear amides
Source: RefSeq, a predicted model, not a curated record
AUGGUCAGAGUAGCAGUGGGCCAGUUGUCCUCCACCUCGUCGUUAUCCACCAAUGUCAAAGCUGUGCUUUCGUUGAUUCACAGAGCACUGUCUGUGGGUGCUGAGAUCUUGUUUCUUCCUGAGGCCUCAGACUACAUUUCUCGAGACGCAAAACACUCGUUGAAGAUAGCCAGGUCGAUUGAGGACUCUGUUUUUGUCAAAAGAAUAGGCCUUGAGCUCCAGAGCCUUGACACAAAGCACAGGUCGCUAGAGGUGUGUGUGGGAGUCCACGAACCUAACAAUGUUCUUCACGCCCAGCACAAAGAUAAUGGCACUCCUAAAGUCAAAAACACAUUGCUCUACUUCAGUAAAGCAGGCAGAAUCGUCUCCAGCUACCAGAAGCUCCAUCUCUACGACGUGAACAUCACCAAUGGCCCCAUCAUGAAGGAGUCCAACUCAGUUGAAAGAGGUGCAUUCAUCCAUCAGCCCUUUCAGAGUGCAGCAGGAGUAUUGGGCCUAGGUAUCUGCUACGAUGUUCGAUUCCCUGAAUUGGCCCUCAAGUUGAGAUCCAGAGGAGCUCAGAUCUUGACCUUUCCCUCAGCGUUCAACACCAAGACAGGAGCAGCUCACUGGGAGCUUUUGGGCAGGGCCAGGGCCAUCGACACCCAGUGUUUUGUUGUGAUGCCAGCGCAAAAGGGGAAACACAAUGUCAACAUCGAAGACGACGACGAGGGCAAUGUCGUUGCAGUUGAGCCCACAGGAAAGAAGAUCACCAGAGUCAGCUACGGUCAUUCUUGCAUCAUCGACCCCUGGGGCACUGUGUUGGCCCAAUGCUCUGAUGUGAAUUACAACAAUGACGAGCCUGAUUUGUGUGUUGCAGACGUCGACCUUGCUGCAUUGAAGAAGGUGAGAGAGGACAUUCCUCUCUGGGACCACAGAAGAACAGAUAUCUUUGGCGAGUAUUUGUUCAACGACAGCUGA